Molecule: messenger RNA, 5121 nt
Organism: Sorex fumeus (smoky shrew)
Lineage: Eukaryota; Metazoa; Chordata; Mammalia; Eulipotyphla; Soricidae
Gene: PRDM1
Product: PR/SET domain 1
Exons: 7
Coding region: 271-2739 (822 amino acids)
Biological process (GO): cell fate commitment; regulation of transcription by RNA polymerase II
Cellular component (GO): nucleus; cytoplasm
Molecular function (GO): histone deacetylase binding; DNA-binding transcription repressor activity, RNA polymerase II-specific; RNA polymerase II cis-regulatory region sequence-specific DNA binding
Source: RefSeq, a predicted model, not a curated record
UCGGGUUAAUGCAGACUGAAAGUGCUGGGGCGCCGCGCGGCCCUCCAGUGUUGCGGAAAGGCGGCGCAGCGCGCAGCAGCACCUGUCCGCCGCCGGGAGCCGGGAGCGGGCGCGGGAGGGACGCGCGCGGCGGCGGUAGCAGCGGCAGCGGCAGCGGCAGCGGCGGCCGCCGGGGAAGCCGCGGGAGCCGCGGUGCGCGCCCGGACUCAGCCCGCGCGGGGACGCGGAGGGAAGGCGGACUGGGGGAGCGAUGCGCUACACUGCUCUCCGAUGUUGGAUAUUUGCUUGGAAAAACGUGUGGGUACGACCUCGGCUGCCCCGAAGUGUAGUAGCUCCAGCGCUGUGAGGUUGCAAGCACUGGCCGAGGGGACCAUGAAAAUGGACAUGGAGGACGCCGAUAUGACUCUGUGGACAGAGGCUGAUUUUGAAGAGAAGUGUACGUACAUCGUCAAUGACCACCAGUGGGAUUCUGGUGCCGAUGGAAGCACCUCGGUUCAGGCCGAGGCAUCUUUACCCAGGAACCUGCUUUUCAAAUAUGCCACGAACAGCCAAGAGGUUAUUGGAGUAGUGAGUAAAGAAUACAUACCAAAAGGAACACGUUUUGGGCCUCUAAUAGGAGAAAUCUACACCAAUGAUACAGUUCCUAAGAACGCUAGCAGGAAAUAUUUUUGGCGGAUCUAUUCCAGAGGGGAGCUCCACCACUUCAUCGAUGGCUUUAAUGAGGAGAAAAGCAACUGGAUGCGCUACGUGAAUCCAGCACACUCUGCCCGGGAGCAAAACCUGGCUGCGUGUCAGAACGGGAUGAACAUCUACUUCUACACCAUUAAGCCCAUCCCUGCCAACCAGGAGCUUCUUGUGUGGUAUUGUCGGGACUUUGCAGAAAGGCUUCACUAUCCUUAUCCCGGAGAGCUGACAAUGAUGAAUCUCACACAAAGUCAGAGCAAUCCAAAGCUGCAGAGCAUGGAGAAGAGCGACCUUUGCCCCAAGUCCAUGCCCAAGAGAGAGUAUAGCGUGAAAGAGAUCCUCAAGCUGGACUCCCCUCCCUCCAAAGGCAAGGACCUGUACCGUUCCAACAUUUCACCCCUCGCUCCGGAAAAGGACGCCGAGGACUUCAGGAAAAACGGGAGCCCUGAAAUGCCCUACUACCCUCGGGUGGUUUACCCCGUCCGGGCCCCUCUCCCAGAAGACUUUCUGAAAGCAUCUCUGGCCUAUGGCAUGGAGAGGCCCACCUACAUCACCCACUCGCCCAUCCCGUCCUCCACCACUCCCAGUCCCUCUGCCAGAAGCAGUCCCGACCAAAGCUUCAGAAGCUCCAGCCCCCACAGCAGCCCGGGGAACACCGUGUCGCCCCUGGCUCCAGGCCCUCAUGAACCCCGGGACUCGUAUACCUACUUGAACGGGCACUAUGGCACUGAGGGCUUGAGCUCCUACCCCGGCUACCCACCUGCCCCUCACCUUCCCCCCACCUUCCUCCCCUCCUAUAACCCUCACUACCCCAAGUUCCUGUUACCCCCCUACGGCAUGAACUGCAACAGUCUCGGUUCUGUGGGCAACAUCAACAGCCUCAACAACUUCGGCCUUUUCCCACGCCUAUACCCCGUCUACGGCAACCUCCUUGGCGGAGGCAGCUUGCCUCACCCCAUGCUCGCCCCGGCCGCUCUCCCCAACUCGCUACCUUCCGACGGGGCCCGGAGGUUGCUCCAGCCUGAACAUCCUCGGGAGGUGAUCGUGCCCGCACCCCACAGUGCCUUCUCCCUCACCGGGGCUGCUGCCGCCGCCAGCUUGAAGGACAAAGGGGGUAGCCCCACCAGUGGCUCCCCCACGGCAGGCACAGCCGCCACCUCCUCCGAACACGUGGUGCAACCCAAAGCUACCUCAGCAGCCCCCAGCAGCGACGAGGCCAUGAAUCUCAUCAAGAACAAGAGGAACGUGACCGGCUACAAGACCCUGCCCUACCCGCUGAAGAAGCAGAAUGGCAAGAUCAAGUACGAAUGCAACGUGUGCUCCAAGACCUUCGGGCAGCUCUCAAAUCUGAAGGUCCACCUCAGAGUGCACAGUGGAGAACGGCCUUUCAAGUGUCAGACCUGCAACAAGGGCUUCACUCAGCUGGCCCACCUGCAGAAACACUACCUGGUACACACAGGAGAGAAGCCACAUGAAUGCCAGGUUUGCCACAAGCGCUUCAGCAGCACCAGCAAUCUCAAGACCCACCUGCGCCUGCACUCAGGCGAGAAGCCGUACCAGUGCAAGGUGUGCCCUGCCAAGUUCACUCAGUUCGUGCACCUGAAACUCCACAAGCGCCUGCAUACCCGGGAGCGGCCCCAUAAGUGUGUGCACUGCCACAAGAGCUACAUCCAUCUCUGCAGCCUCAAGGUCCACCUGAAAGGGAACUGUCCCGCAGCCCCCGCCCCGGCACUGACGCUGGAGGACCUGAGCCGCAUCAACGAGGAGAUUGAGAAGUUUGACAUCAGCGACAACGCGGACCGGCUCGAGGACGUGGAGGACAACGUGGACGUGACCUCCGUGGUGGAGAAAGAAAUCCUGGCCGUGGUCCGGAAGGAGAAGGAAGAAACGGGCCUGAAAGCAUCUUUGCAAAGAAACCUGGGACCCGGACUCCUAUCAGGGUGCAGCCUCUAUGAGUCCUCGGACCCGUCCCUCAUCAAGUUGCCUCACAGCAACCCGCUACCUCUGCUACCUGUAAAGGUCAAACAAGAAACAGUCGAACCGAUGGAUCCUUAAGAUUUUCAGAAGACUCAAAGUGUUGUGUUGUGUUUCUUAACUUAUGACUGGGCGAGCCAGGGCACAUGUGGCUUGUACGUAAUUCCAGUUUCACAAAGCUCUCCCGCCGUAGAUGGCCUCCCCAAACCUCGCUGGAAUUAAAGAAGGAACUCCAAAGUUACUGAAAUCUCAGGGCAUAAACGAGGCAGACAAUAUAUAUACGUAUUUUAUAUAUAUAUAUACAUAUAUAUACUUAUUUACACCCCAUCUAUAUAUUUGAACCUGUGUAUUUUGAACAUUUUGUGUGGAUAUGUUUGCAUAGCCUUCCCAUUAGUAAGACUAUUUCCUAGCCAUAAUUAUUUUUUCAAUGAUAAUCCUUCAUAAUUUAUUAUACAAUUUAUCAUUCAAAAAGCAAUAAUUAAAAAGAGUUUACAAUGACUGGAAAAAUUGUUUCUAAUUUGAGUAUAUAAAUGUUAUAUUUUUUUUUUGUCUUGUGGCCAUUCUUUGUAGAUAAUUUCUGCACAUCUGUUUCCGUAUCUACAAUGUUGGUAAGAUUUAGUAGGCAGAGACAAUUAGUUCAUUUGACCUCCCUCUAUAAUAAUGGUUUGGUGUCGCCACGGUCAGACAAUCGAUGUGUUCAUCUUGGAGUCAUAUCAUUUGAAGAGCAUUGUGUAGUAACUUGGGGGUAUGUGUGCAGAAUUACCCAAUAAUAACUUCUGUAGGAAAAUCAAGGGAAUCGCAAAUAUCCUUGUAGAUAGUUCAGUUCCCAGCCGCAGUUUACCAGAAAGACAGAAAGCCUUGCCAAUCUGUGUCUCUCCAAAAAUACAGGGUCACCUCCCCCCACCCCAAAGUCCUGUGACUUUUGCAUCCCAAUGUAUUAUCUGAAAAUGUGAAGAAGAAAUGCCAUGUUUGAAGUCACUCGAAAUGCAUCCCUCAGCAUGAGUGGCUCUGUAUAUGAGGUUUGGGGGCUUGAGUCCACAUGUUGUUUCUUGUUGUUGAUUUUUGUUGUUGUUUUGUCCAAAUUGCACAAAAAUGGUGCUCUGCCAGGAAGGAUUUGAGGUCGAUGAGGCUCAGGCCACUCUUCAGCAACAAAUAAGUGAAAAAACGGGUAUUCUCGUUGUCUUUGGGUAAAAGCGGGUAACGAACAUUCCUAUCCCCAACACAUCAAUGGUGUUUUUUUUUUUCUGUAAAACUCCGGUUUUCCUCAGUAUUUGUAUUUUUACAUUUUGUGGUUAAUUUAAUGGAAGAUGAAAGGGCAUUGCAAAGUUGUUCAACAACAAUUACCUCAUUGAGUGUGUCCAGUUUUGCAGGUAUUGGUGUCUUAUAGAAUGAUUUGCUACCCUCGAGGAGAAACCAUGUGUACUCCAAAAAGGUAGAAUGUGCCAUUCUAUCUUCUACUCUGCUAAGCCCAAAGAUUAUGUGUUGGCAUUCAAGGUGUAGCAAAAGAGUGAUGUAUAUUUAUAAAUCUAUUUAUACCACUAUACCACGUGUAUAUAUAAUAUAUUUAUAACCACUUAAAUUGUGAGCCAAACCAUGUAAAGGAACCUACUUUUCCUAAGGCAAGAAAAUAAAAACUCACCCUUUCUGAAACUUUGCUCAAUACUUCCUGACCUCACGCUGACACAGGUGCAUGUGGGCAUCUCCUGCCUGUUGUAAGACCCCACAACCUUAGUGCCGAGGGUGGGGACGUAAUGACCAGGGAAAAAGAGUCCAUCAUUUUCCACGGUUAAGAACCAUGGCUUUAUUUUUGUUGGGUCACGUAAUUAACGUGGUCACACCAAAUCACAAAAAACUUACAUUACUACUUUCUUCUCACCAUUAACUCCUCUCUUCCUUUUUCUCCUUCCUAAAUAACUGAUGUAUCACUAAUCAAGGUGGUUCAUAGAGUCAGCAUUGUGUCAUGGCAACUAAUGUCAUCUUGCAGAAAACAACUGCAGGAUAAUCCAGGGAAACCUCAGAGCCUUACUAAUGUGUUCCUGUAAGUGGUAAAAACUAUUUGUUUUGAGCCUCAGUGUUCAACAAAUAAUCCUUAAUUGCAACAAACCAAAGCCAUCUCAUUGACAUGGACACCGAGUACUUUGCAUUCCAAACUACUUGUUGGUUCUUUUCUCCUGCUCUGUUUUCUUAAAGUUGCAGGUGUUUAGCGAUGUCUACCUGUACAGUGGCUUUAGACUCCUUGCUUCUCUUUACCUGUGACCCUUCCCAUCUAGGCCUCUUACAUGUGAAUGUUGAGCCCACAAUCAGCAGUGGUUUUAUAUUUUCUUCCCUCUCCUCAAAGUUAAAACUGACCAAAGUUAUUGGCUUUUUACUUUGCUAGAACAACAAACUAUCUUAUGUUUACGUACUGGUUUACAUUGUUAUUUAUGUGCAAAUUGUCAAAAUGUAAAUUAAAUAUAAAUGUUC